AUGGCGCCUCUCAUCGCCAUCGAAGAACAUUACCUCUCACCCCUGGUCGAAGACGGGCAGGGCAAGCAGAGUUUCUUCCUCAACAAGGCCUUUGGGCCCGCUGUGCUGGGCAAGAUGGUCGACAUCGGUCCAGCCAGGCUGCAGGACAUGGCCAAGGACUCUGUGGCGAUGACGGUUCUCUCUCAUCUUCCCGCCCGUAUCGAGCCGGAACUCUGCAAGGCAGUCAACGAUGACCUGCAUUCCAAGAUCACCCACCACCCAGACCAGUACGCCGCCUUCGCUGCCUUGCCAAUGCAUGACCCUGCCGCGGCCGCCGAGGAGUUGCGGCGCAGCGUGCGGCAGCUCGGCUUUGUCGGCGCUCUCAUAGGAAACCACCUCGAAGACGGCAGCUUCUUUGACACGCCCCAGUUCGAUCCCCUCUGGACAGCGGCAGAGGAGCUGGACGUCCCGAUUUACCUGCACCCAGCGUUCCCGUCCCAGGACGAGUCCAAAGUCAACUUUGAAGGGCCAUACGGCCCAGGAGUAGCCGCAGUGCUUGGCGCGUGGGGAUGGGGCUGGCACUCCCGGACCGGCCUGCACUUCCUCCGCCUGUUUGCCGCCGGGGUGUUCAACAGGUUCCCGAAGCUCAAGAUCAUCCUCGGCCACAUGGGCGAGAUGCUCCCCUUCAUGCUUGACCGCACCGUCAAGGCUUCUGCCACAUGGCCCGCCUCCGAGCCCAAACGCGGGCUGAGGGAGGUGUGGGACGAGAACGUGUGGAUUACGACGAGCGGCAUGUUUUCGCUGGCGCCAAUGGCUUGCUUGCUGCAGGAGACGAAAGUCGAGAGGAUCAUCUUCAGCGUCGACUAUCCGUUGUGCGACAACGGGCUGGGAAGGGAGUUUAUGGAACGGUUGAGGGGCAGUGGACUUAUCAGCGAGGCAGAGUGGGAGGGAAUUGCGUGGAAAAAUGUCAAGGAGCUCCUGAGGUUGAAGUUUGAGCCGAAGCCAUGA
Messenger RNA from Colletotrichum spaethianum, 987 nucleotides. Its product is annotated as decarboxylase orsB. Gene Ontology annotation, cellular component: cytosol; cytoplasm. Bases 1 to 987 code for a protein of 328 amino acids. Gene Ontology annotation, biological process: secondary metabolic process. The record is from RefSeq and is a predicted model, not a curated record. Gene Ontology annotation, molecular function: hydrolase activity; carboxy-lyase activity. NCBI's taxonomy places the organism in Eukaryota, Fungi, Ascomycota, Sordariomycetes, Glomerellales, Glomerellaceae. The transcript has a single exon.